AUGAUUUUCGACAAACUGGAUCUCGAAACCGUGAAAAACGCGGCUGCAACAUGCCAGAGAUGGCACGACAUCAUAUUUUCGACCGGAUAUGUAAAGAGAUUUGUAUUCCAAAUGAACAUAAAAUAUGGCAACGAAGCAAGCACACAGAUGCAUAUAAAGGAGAUUGUAGCUAUGGUGGCAAACUCUCAACGGCGCUAUCGACACCUAUACUGGGACUCUGGACAACUAUUAAUGGGGCCGUCUAAUGGAUAUUCAAAUUUGUGGCAGGCUAUUCAUCCGAAAGUUACGACACAUCUCUAUUCAUUAGAUAUUUCCUAUGUGAAUACUUUCGAUUUCUUUUCCUUGAUAGCUGAUGCGCUACCGAUGAUGUCGGCGCUCCGAUCGCUUACGAUAAUGUCCAACGCACGGAAAUUCCGUGCUCAGGAUCCCAUAAUAACUCUCCGUAGCGAUAAUCUGAAGAAGCUUCUGGUGGAUGUCUCGACGGAUAACGAACUAAACAUGAGUCAGUCAAUCCUUAGCUGCAGUACUCAAUUGAAAGAACUGGUAGUGGAUAUUUAUGAGGAGGAUGAAUAUUUAAAAUGCCAUGCACCGCGUCGUAUAAUGCAAACUUUACCACAUUUAAAACAACUUAAAAAACUCAAGUUUAUUAAUGGACGUUUCUGGGAAUCAAAUUUCCUCCGCAGGGGCGCUCCCAUGCAUACUCUGCACCAGCUGCAUUUCGUGGAAUCGAACGUUGAGUCCAAUCGUUUUAAGCAGAUCAAGCAAAUAUUUCCCAACUUAAAGGAGCUAAUUUUUACAAAAUGCGAUAGUUGGCACGAAAUACACGACAGAGGUUCGGAAACACCGUCUUCUACGGAGUCGGAUCAAGACGAAUAA
Molecule: messenger RNA, 876 nt
Organism: Anopheles aquasalis
Lineage: Eukaryota; Metazoa; Arthropoda; Insecta; Diptera; Culicidae
Molecular function (GO): protein binding
Source: RefSeq, a predicted model, not a curated record